This is a messenger RNA of Diuraphis noxia (Russian wheat aphid), 3682 nucleotides long. RefSeq names its product males absent on the first (gene mof). Gene Ontology annotation, cellular component: MSL complex; NSL complex; NuA4 histone acetyltransferase complex. The record is from RefSeq and is a predicted model, not a curated record. NCBI's taxonomy places the organism in Eukaryota, Metazoa, Arthropoda, Insecta, Hemiptera, Aphididae. Gene Ontology annotation, biological process: regulation of DNA-templated transcription. Gene Ontology annotation, molecular function: histone H4K16 acetyltransferase activity.
CGAUUCGAUUUUGGUUCGCAAUUUUUUGUCGUUUAUUCCACGACGGUAAUCCGGUGGGUGAGUUACGUCGAUCUUCUAUUCCAUGAUAACGAUGGCGAGGUCGUUAGGGCGGCGCCACAGUAAGUUGUACAGCGCGCUGGUCGGCAUCGGUGCCUGGAUGGCGUGGGGUGGGGCGCGUAGCCCAAACAAAGCCGACACCGCCCGUAGCCGACGUGCGCCGCUCUCAUACCUGAGAGUUGUGGUAGCAUCAACCGCUGGCCGCCAAGCAUUACUGUAUUGCGUCUGUAGCGGAUAGCAGUUAUUAUUACCGCUCACGGCUGUCGCAUCAUCCUCGUGGUUGACGGUUAAACCGCCGAGUUAAAAAUCUUAACGCAUAUAAUAUUAUUGUUUUUGCGAUAAUCUCGCCUCCGUCGCACGCUAAUUGUGUAUACAAUAAAAUCGUCUUGGCCGUCGCCCGGUAAUUAUUAUGGUCGUGCAUCACAGCGCGACGUCCGUCAGCAUGGAGGUGGAUCCGCCGCGGAACGCUAACAGCCCGGACGACCCGAAAACCGCGAACGGCUCGUCGGAGAACGAAAAGGCCGAGGACUCGGAAUCGUCCGAAGAUGGACCGUUGGACGUGGGCGAACACUAUCUGGUCCGCCGGUACGACGACUCGUGGCAUCCCGCUGAAGUUUUACAUACAAGGUUCAAUGAUACAGAACGCCUUUUUGAGUAUUAUGUACACUAUGAAGGGUACAAUCGAAGAUUGGAUCAAUGGGUACCGAGAGAUAGGAUUAUGAAUUCAAGAUUUGAUAUUUCUGAAAAAAAUUGGAAACAGAAGGAUGUAAAUAAAAAUCUAGAUCUUCUUAAUCAGUCAGACAGAAAGAUCACUAGGAACCAAAAACGAAGACAUGACGAGAUCAAUCAUGUUCCAAUGUCUUAUGCAGAAAUGGAUCCAACUACAGCUGCAUUGGAAAAAGAGCAUGAGGCGAUAACUAAAAUUAAAUACAUCAAUAAAGUACAGUUGGGAAAGUAUGAAAUUGACACAUGGUAUUUUAGUCCAUUUCCAGCAGAAUACCAAAAAGAAUCUAAAAUUUGGAUUUGUGAAUACUGUUUGAAAUACAGCAAACUAGAGAAAUCAUUCAAAUACCAUAUGAGCCAAUGCACAUGGAGACAACCACCCGGUGUUGAAGUGUAUCAUAAGGGGUCAUUAUCGAUCUGGGAAGUGAAUUCCAGUCAGCACAAAAUGUAUUGUCAGAAUCUUUGCCUAUUAGCAAAGUUAUUUUUAGACCAUAAAACACUCUACUUUGAUGUUGAACCAUUUUUGUUUUAUAUCCUUUGUGAAGUUGACAAAGUUGGUGCACAUUUGGUUGGAUAUUUUUCAAAAGAAAAAGAUUCACCAGAUUGCAACAAUGUAGCUUGUAUAUUAACAAUGCCACCAUUCCAGAGACAAGGUUAUGGUAAAUUAUUAAUAGCUUUCAGCUAUGAAUUGAGCAAGUUAGAAGGACUUGUAGCCAGUCCUGAAAAGCCACUGAGUGAUCUUGGUAAACUGUCAUACAGAUCUUACUGGUCAUGGGUACUGUUGGAAAUUUUGAAGAAUGCUUGUGGAUCUUUAUCAAUUAAAGAUUUGAGCGCAAUGACUAGUAUCACCCAAACGGACAUAAUUUCAACGUUGCAGUCCAUGAACAUGGUGAAGUACUGGAAAGGCCAACAUGUGAUUUGUGUAACGCCCAAAAAUGUUGAACAGCUGGUUAAUUCUGAGCAGUAUAAACGGCCAAGAUUCAUAUUGGAGGGAAGUGCUAUCAAAUGGACUCCAAAAAAGUACAAUCCUCGUCCAGGACCAUCCAGGCAUUCAAGAUCCCAAUAUUUAGCUGGAUAAAGAAAUUGGUGCAGAUCCUGUGAAAUUAUUAACAUUACCUAGUAGUCAUUUAAGAUUUACCUAAUGUAAAUAGUUAAAACUUUUUUACAUAUAUAUUUAUUGGGAAGGUUUAAAUGACAAGGGCUAACAUCAGUGUUGCUGUUCGUGAAGAACUGUAAAGGAUUAUUCACAACAUACAUUGAGUUAAUAAAUAUAUAUUUCCUUGGAAUAUAUUAUAUAUAUCUGACAGUUGUUAGAAAGUUAAUGAGUGGUGUUGUAAAUGAUUUAUGGCGAAMGCAAUUGAUGUAAAUGAGCAUCAGUCUUUCAAAAAUUGUGAUUGUUCACCAAUACCCCACUAUGGUGUUAGUCUUGCUUAGAUAAACUUAUUAUUAGGGAUUAGUGUGAUAAUGUGUUUGCUAUUUAUAACUAAAAAUACCAUAUUAUAUUGUCCCUUGUCAUGCCUUUUCAUCAUGUGAUAGUAUUUUAUUUUUGACUUUUCCAAGUACACGCAUAAGACAUAAGUUGACAUUAUAAUUAUCUCAUUGUAUUUCAAUAAUUUUCUAUUUUAUAUCUUUUAUAUUUCAUUGAUUAAUGUGAAUGUGCUUAUGUUUUAGCGUAGACAAAUAAAAUAAAUACAAACUUACAUUAACAACUUUGGCAUUUAAUUUUAAACAUGAGUUUCAGGUUAUUUUAUUAUACUUAAUUAAUAAGUAUACAUAAAUUCCUAUAUCAGGUCUUUGGUUUCCUUUUUUUAAAACCAUACAUUUAUCAAUAUCUACUGUUAGCUGUACUCUAGCAAGAAUAAUGUUUGAUACUUAAUUGGAAAAAUUAAGUGAAUUGUUGAACUCCUUACUUAAUAUUGCAAUGGUCAAAAAUCAUUCUAUAAAAAUAAUUUGCGAUUUGAAGUUAAACUUAAGAGUCAUAUAAAAUAUAUAUUAUAUAUUCACAAUUAUGAUAAAAAUAAUAUUUUAUUUAUUAUUAUACUUUAUAUUAGUAUUCAGCUGUUGGUGCAAAGUGAACCUAUUAUUUAUUAAUGUUAUUGCAUUUAUUAUCAUAUUCCAAUGGGUUAUGUUGAAUAUGACAUGGUUUAUGUAAGUAGACAAUUAGAUUACUUUCUAUAUUCUUUUGUACUGAUAGUAAAAACUGUUAAGUUUUCAUAAGAAAUUUGGUAUAAAAAUAAAAUAAUGUGGAGGUAAUUGAUGCUUAUGUAUACAAUAGCUUAAGCAGAUUAAAUACUUUUAGUUCACUGUUGGAAAUGUACUUUGAUAUAAUAUUUAGUAUACCUACUUCAAUUUGUACUAGACGGGUAAUAUUAAUAAUCCUAUAUUUUAUAAUAGAAAUGUUCAAAUGUGUAAACAACUAAUAAUACUAUAAAGAAUUUGUUUUACUUGUCUAUAAUUUUUCCUAAGAUUUUAAAUAAUGGCCAUUUUAAUAUUGUUUCUAAUGUUUCUAUACUUCUUUGUUUUUUUUUUUUUUUUUACGGACACUCAUCUAUGUUCAUACGUUUCAAUAUGAUAAAAUAUACUAAUGAAUAAUCAUUUAUUCUUAUAAUAUAUAAUGUAUGUGUCUAGCAUUUAUUGUGUAAUUUAUUGAGACCUAAAAUAUAUCAACAUUUUAAUAUUGACUAUUUUGAGAUAAGUUCAAUUUCUUUUUACUUAAUUUCAAACAAAUCUCAAAUAUUAAGCCUAUUCUUGAUAUGAUGUUUAAUAUUGUACUCUUAUAACAUAGACAAUGCAUAUGUAAAAAGAAGAUAUUGUAAUUUUUAAGACUUAAAUACCAAGAUCACAAUGUAGAAUUGUAUUACACUAGCUGAUUGUAAUAAAUUCUUUUACAAUAGUCAUAUUA